This is a messenger RNA of Neocloeon triangulifer, 878 nucleotides long. RefSeq names its product peptidyl-prolyl cis-trans isomerase 5. Gene Ontology annotation, cellular component: intracellular membrane-bounded organelle. Lineage: Eukaryota; Metazoa; Arthropoda; Insecta; Ephemeroptera; Baetidae. The record is from RefSeq and is a predicted model, not a curated record. Gene Ontology annotation, molecular function: peptidyl-prolyl cis-trans isomerase activity. The transcript is spliced from 4 exons. The coding region runs from base 183 to 791 and encodes 202 amino acids. Gene Ontology annotation, biological process: protein folding; protein peptidyl-prolyl isomerization.
ACCAAAAACUUUGCGGUGCCGGUGGUUGACCUUCGAGCUCUCUUAGCAGCAGCAUAGCAUCUAGCAUCUCCCUUCUUUUUCCUCUCCACAUCACAAAAGCUGCUGUUGCUAGGGUAGGCCGUUAAUCUGCCCUGAACCCUAGCGAGUCAGUCCCUGAGCUCUUGCCACAGAAGUCGGGUGCCAUGAAGCUUUUCGCCUCCGUGUGCUUUUUGGUAGCGUUUUCCUGCGUGCAGGCAGACAACGGCCCCAAAGUUACUGAUAAGGUCUGGUUUGACAUUGAAAUUGGCGGCUCCCCUGCUGGUCGCGUCGAAAUCGGACUUUUUGGAGGCACCGUUCCCAAGACUGUCAGAAACUUUGUCGAGUUGGCAAAGAAGGAUGUUGGAGAGGGCUACAAGGGCAGCAAGUUCCACAGAGUCAUUAAGGACUUCAUGAUCCAGGGCGGAGACUUUACUCGUGGAGACGGAACCGGAGGUCGCUCAAUUUACGGAGAACGGUUUGAGGAUGAAAACUUCAAGCUCAAGCACUAUGGUGCUGGAUGGCUCUCGAUGGCCAACGCUGGUAAAGACACCAAUGGAUCUCAGUUCUUCAUCACCGUCAAGCAGACCCCUUGGCUCGAUGGACGUCACGUUGUCUUUGGAAAAAUUAUCAAGGGCAUGAGCGUUAUUCGCAAGAUUGAAAGCACCAAGACCAACAGAAAUGAUCGCCCUGAGCAGGAUGUUGUCAUCAAGAACUGCGGAGCUGAAACUGUUGAGACUCCCUUCUCUGUGGAUAGAGAAGAUGCUACUGAAUAAAUCCCUCAAGAAUAAUUUUUUUUUGUAAGCUUGUUUUGCGUACACAAAUAAUUAGCAGCACAAUGUUUAAAACGUUUUAUAAGAAAA